GAGGAGGAGGCGGCGGCGGCAGCGGCAGCGGCGAAGCCGUCUCGCCUCACCCCGCUGCGGGGACGGAGCUUAUUCUUUAACUGCUUGCGCCUGUCUACGGAGAGGCCGCGCUACCAACCCGAUCGAGAAAUUGGCUCGCCUCCUGUUCCCCCGUGGGCGGGAGCGGGGGCCCUACCCCCGCAGGCUGAGGGGAGAGGGGAGUUCCGUCCGCCCCGCCGCGGAGGGGCUGAGGGAAAGCAGAGUCCCCUUCGUCCCUCUCCCUGUGCCUCUUAUCCACCGCAGAGAGAGACCUUCCUUCUAACCCCUUCCCUGGUGGGGAGAGGGGAGAGGGAUCCCCCUGCCCUCACCCCUGUCAAGCCGGGCUCCCCUGCCCUUUGCUCCCCGUCAGGCGGAGGGUGAGUCAGACGUCUCGCAGGCUGCGAGCAGGUGGUGGGACUGGACCAGGGUGAACUCCUUCUUCGAGUCCUUCGGCCUGUGAAACUCUCGCCAUGGCUGUCGGUGGGGUCGGGACCUCGCUCCUCCUGAUGGCCGGCAUCAUGGUAACAGUGGGGCUGUGCAGGAGAUUAACCCGCCGCCGGCUGCGCUCCCACCAGCGUCUUUGCACUUUCCUUUUGGAGAUGUUUAGCACCUUCCAGAUUUGCGCCUGCACUAAUGAGCUCUGCCUGCUCGGCAAUGUGGAGCCAAAGCCGCAUACCUCCCUCACGCUCACCUAUGGUUUCACCGUCCUGCACGGCUUGACUCUGACUGGGAGCACAUGCAAUCCCUGUGGCACCUUGCAGCCAAUGUGGGGCGGUGGGAUAUCGGUCAAGAUGGGUGGACUCAAGAUCGGCGCUCAGUUCAUGGCUGCAGUGCUUGCCAGAGUGUUUAUGCACUUCAUCUGGAGCCUGGAGAUGGCAGAACCACAUUUUGGAGCACUCUCACAGGGCUGCAGCAACCCCAUGCAGACUACAGAGACGCAGGCGUUCUGCAUAGAACUGCUCUUUUCUGUUGUUUUCCAGCUGACCAUCCUGCGAGUGGAAAGCGUUAAUUCCAAAUACCGAGUCCAUUUGAUUGCUCUACUCAUCACCAUGCUCGUGUAUGCAGGUGGAAAUCUCACAGGAGCAAUAUUUAACCCAGCAUUGGCUUUUUCAUUACAUCCAAAUUGUUUCUAUGACAAAUUUUUGAGUUAUUCACUAGUAUAUUGGAUAGCACCUUCCUUAGGUACAAUACUUGUGGCUUUUAUAUGGGAUGAAAUCCUUCCUCGGAUAUCCUGAGACAUCAAUUCUGAAAUCUAGCAGUACUACAUUAAAAAAAUACUUUCAACAUCUGCAGACAUGAAGCUUUCAGAAAACUGCUGACAGACUCCCAUACCACCUUUCAGUUGUAUUUUCAGAUUUCAUGUUUGAAAUAUUUGACUUACAACUUUGUAUUCAAAUACUUAUUUUGUAAUAGCAUAUUGGGAUUUUGAAACUAUCUGCCAACAUUUUCAGUUAAGCCAUAUGAAUGUGAAGGACUGUGAAAACACUGGAACUUUGUCACUUUAGCCGUAAGUGCCAUUUGCUGACCUGUAUUACAACAGCAUGUAAAACUAGUUUUAGAGAAAUACCCAGUCCUUUCAAGGUUCGAUUUUAUUGGAUUUCUUUCUGUAGAAGGCACCUGCAAAAAAGGAGUUGAAGAUUUCAUUCUUAUAUUGACCUCAUCAUAUUCCUACUUGCAAUAUACAUACCUCAGAGGAAGAAAGGCUACACUACUCCCUAGAAGUCUCCACAGCUCUAUUCUAGAGGUACCCUACACCAAAAUUAAAAGUCUGUAGGACCAGCAAUGUUUUAAUAAUACCCGAGUGCAGGUAAGUAACCCCUCACUUCCUUUCAAGGAAGGCUCUGCCCCAUCCUGUCCCAUUAUAGUCUGUUGAAUGUUUAUCUUUGUUGGAAAGAACGGUAAUAAAGUACCAUAAAAUUCUGUAGACACACACAUAAAAGGGCAUUUGAGGCAAAAAACACAACAAACCCUACUUUAUCUGAGAUUCCUGCUGCCUCUUCACAUAGUGAAACAGACACAGUAAAUAGGGAUGAAUCAUGUGGAACUUGAUUUGUGCUUGAUUUUAUGUGACUCUUAUCAGAUAUUUUUCUUGAAAUAAAUGAAUUUGCAAUGUAGGAGAAUAAAUAAAAGAGCUAAAACCACAGGAAAGCUACCUACGCAAACUGGCACACACACGCCUUUUAUAGCCUCAGCUGAGACCACACCGACAGGUACCAUCCUCUGAGGUUCUGUUUCUAGCAUGAGGUUUCUUCUUCUGGAUGCAUCUUAAUUUAUAUAUAUGCCAAAAUAUAUUUUUCAAAUUUAAGACUAAAUUCAGCUUUUCACUUCAUAGUUACUAGGUCUGAAAGGAGAGAUGAAAGAAAGAUCCCAGUAGUUGGCCCCUCUACUCAUUACCUAAGUCACCUUGCAGACCAUAUUCUAAGAGGAAGGGAGGGAAUUAGGUUUUUUUGCACAGUAAAAUUAUGAACCAAGUCUGACACAGCUACUGUUGCCAGCUAUCUUUUUUGCAAGAGUUCAGGAAGUAAAUAUUUUCAUGUAAUUUCUUACUUGUUGCAAUAAAAUAUUUUCUCGUUUUAAUUUUCCAAGGUAUAUUUAAAAUAAUAUUGCAAAA
Molecule: messenger RNA, 2629 nt
Organism: Grus americana (Whooping crane)
Lineage: Eukaryota; Metazoa; Chordata; Aves; Gruiformes; Gruidae
Gene: AQP11
Product: aquaporin 11
Exons: 4
Coding region: 489-1253 (254 amino acids)
Biological process (GO): transmembrane transport
Cellular component (GO): membrane; cytoplasm
Molecular function (GO): channel activity
Source: RefSeq, a predicted model, not a curated record